This is a messenger RNA of Castor canadensis (American beaver), 2832 nucleotides long. The record is from RefSeq and is a predicted model, not a curated record. Lineage: Eukaryota; Metazoa; Chordata; Mammalia; Rodentia; Castoridae.
AUGCGGACCCCUCGAGCGCCCCCUCCCCGCCCGGCCUUGCUGCUCCUGCUGCUGCUGCUCCUAGGGACUGCCCACGGUCUCUUCCCCGAGGAAGCGCCACCACUUAGCGUUGCCCCUAGGGACUACCUGAGCCACUACCCGGUGUUCGUGGGCAGCGGGCCUGGGCGCUUGACCCCCACUGAGGGCUCUGACGACCUCAACAUCCAGCGGGUACUGCGUGUCAACAGGACCUUGUUCAUUGGGGACAGGGACAACCUGUACCGGUUGGAGCUGGAGCCCCCCACUUCCACGGAGCUGCGGUACCAGCGGAAGCUGACCUGGCGCUCCAACCCCAGCGACAUCGACGUGUGUCGGAUGAAGGGCAAGCAAGAGGGCGAGUGUCGAAACUUUGUGAAGGUGCUGCUGCUUCGUGACGAGUCCACGCUGUUCGUGUGCGGCUCCAACGCCUUCAACCCGGUGUGCGCCAAUUACAGCAUCGACACGCUGCGGCCUCUUGGGGACAACAUCAGUGGCAUGGCCCGCUGCCCGUAUGACCCCAAACAUGCCAAUGUUGCCCUCUUCUCUGACGGGAUGCUAUUCACAGCCACAGUGACUGACUUUCUAGCUAUCGAUGCUGUCAUCUACCGCAGCCUUGGGGACCGGCCCACCCUGCGUACUGUAAAGCAUGACUCCAAGUGGUUCAAAGAGCCCUACUUCGUCCAUGCAGUGGAGUGGGGCAGUCAUGUCUACUUCUUCUUCCGGGAGAUCGCCAUGGAGUUCAGCUACCUGGAGAAGGUGGUGGUGUCCCGUGUAGCCCGGGUGUGCAAGAAUGACGUGGGGGGCUCCCCACGCGUGCUUGAGAAGCAGUGGACGUCCUUCCUGAAGGCACGGCUCAACUGCUCUGUGCCUGGGGACUCCCAUUUCUACUUCAACGUGCUGCAGGCCGUGACUGGCGUGGUCAGCCUGGGAGGCCGGCCUGUUAUCCUCGGGGUCUUCUCCACCCCCAGCAACAGCAUCCCAGGCUCGGCUGUCUGUGCCUUUGACAUGACACAGGUGGCUGCUGUGUUCGAAGGCCGCUUCCGUGAGCAGAAGUCCCCAGAGUCCAUCUGGACGCCGGUGCCGGAAGAUCAGGUGCCCCGGCCCAGGCCUGGCUGCUGUGCAGUGCCCGGAACACAGUACAACUCGUCCAGCGCGCUGCCCGAUGACAUCCUCCAGUUUGUCAAGACGCAUCCACUGAUGGACGAGGCGGUGCCCUCACUGGGCCACGCGCCCUGGAUCGUGCGGACACUCAUGCGGAACCAGCUGACACGAGUGGCCGUGGACGUGGGUGCCGGCCCCUGGGGCAAUCAAACCGUGGUCUUCCUGGGCUCUGAGGUGGGCACUGUCCUCAAAUUCCUUGUCCGGCCCAAUGCCAGCGACUCAGGGACUGCAGGGGUCAGUGUCUUGCUGGAGGAGUUUGAGACCUACCGGCCAGACAGGUGCGGCCGAUCCGGAGGCAUUGGGGAGACAGAACAGCGUCUGCUGAGCCUGGAGCUGGACACAGCCUCGGGUGGCCUACUGGCAGCCUUCCCCCACUGCCUGGUCCGUGUGCCCGUGGCCCGCUGUCAACAGUACUCUGGGUGCAUGAAGAACUGCAUCGGCAGCCAGGACCCCUACUGUGGGUGGGCCCCGGAUGGCUCCUGCAUCUUCCUCCGCCCAGGGACCAGAGCCACCUUUGAGCAGGACGUGUCCGGGGCCAGCACCUCAGGGUUAGGGGACUGCACAGGACUCCUGCGCGCCAGCCUGUCGGAGGAGCGCGCGGGGCUGGUGUCGGUGAACCUGCUGGUGACAUCGUCGGUGGCGGCCUUCGUGGUGGGCGCCGUGGUGUCCGGCUUCAGCGUGGGCUGGUUCGUGGGCCUCCGGGAGCGGCGGGAGCUGGCCCGCCGCAAGGACAAGGAGGCCAUCCUGGCGCACGGGGGCGGCGAGGCGGUGCUGAGCGUCAGCCGCCUGGGCGAGCGCAGGGCGGCGGGGCCGGGCGGGCGCGGGGGGCCGGGCGGGGGCCCCGGGGUCCCCCCGGAGGCGCUGCUGGCGCCCCUCAUGCAGAACGGCUGGGCCAAGGCCACGCUGCUGCAGGGCGGCCCGCACGACCUGGACUCGGGGCUGCUGCCCACGCCCGAGCAGACGCCGCUGCCGCAGAAGCGCCUGCCCGCCCCGCACGCGCACGGCCACGCGCCCCAGAUCGGGCCCGCGCACGCCGUGGGCCCGCGCGCCUGGGACCACGGCCACCCGCUGCUGCCCGCCUCGGCGUCGUCCUCGCUGCUGCUGCUGGCCCCGGCGCGGGCCCCCGAGCAGCCCCCGGUGCCGGGAUCCAUGUCGGUGCCCGCCGAGCCGGGCCCCGAUGGUCGCCUGUGCGUCCCCCGGCCCGGCCGCGCCUCCCACGGCGGCGUUCCGCUCACGCCCCACGCCAGCCCGGACCGCCGGCGCGUGGUGUCGGCGCCCACCGGCCCCUUGGACCCAGCCUCGGCCGGCGACAGCCUGUCCCGGCCUUGGAGCCCCCCGCCCACGGGCAGCCUCCGGAGGCCCGGCCCGCACGGGCCGCCGGCCGCCGCGCUGCGCCGCACGCACACGUUCAACAGCGGCGAGGCCCGGCCCGGGGACCGCCACCGCAGCCGCCACGCCCGGCCCAGCACGGACCUGGCCCACCUCCUCCCCUAUGGGGCGGGGGACCGGACUGCGCCCCCCGUGCCCUAGGCCGGGCCCCCGCGCCUCGGCGGUGCCAACACGGGAAGCAGGAGGCCAGCUCCGGGUGCUCCGGCCCCGCCGCGUGGGGACGUCGCCACACGCAAGCACAAGAGCCCCCGCCGGGCCGCAGGA